Molecule: messenger RNA, 2339 nt
Organism: Aspergillus ochraceoroseus IBT 24754
Lineage: Eukaryota; Fungi; Ascomycota; Eurotiomycetes; Eurotiales; Aspergillaceae
Exons: 8
Coding region: 47-2233 (728 amino acids)
Biological process (GO): dTMP biosynthetic process
Cellular component (GO): cytosol
Molecular function (GO): thymidylate synthase activity; tRNA-guanosine(34) queuine transglycosylase activity
Source: RefSeq, a predicted model, not a curated record
GUUGGAAUUCCUGCCCGAAGAUGUAUAGAGCUGUACGUUGUUCUUAAUGAUAUACUCUUGGCCGCGCCGAGGAUUAUCAUACCCAUUUUAUAAUUUCCGAAACGCAGCGUCGCAUUUGCUUGCACAGUCCAUGUCGACAUCUACCCCGCCGCGAAAGGCAAUGCCCUCUGCAUUGACCUUUGACCUGCAUUCCAAGUGCUCAACCACCAAAGCCCGUGCCAGUACGCUUCACCUCCCCCAUGGCUCCGUUCCUCUGCCGAUCUUCAUGCCGGUUGCGACGCAGGCGUCCUUGAAGGGCCUUACAUAUGACCAGCUUAAAGACACGGGAUGCAUGCUGUGUCUAAAUAACACAUAUCACUUGGGCUUGAAGCCGGGUCAGGCGGUGUUGGAUACGGUGGGCGGAGCACAUAAAUUGCAGGGAUGGGAUCGAAAUAUCCUGACUGACAGCGGCGGAUUCCAAAUGGUUUCUUUACUUAAGCUGGCCAAUGUCACAGAGGAAGGAGUUCGGUUUCUAAGUCCACACGAUGGUACUCCUAUGCUACUCACACCUGAACACUCAAUCUCCCUACAGAACUCUAUCGGCUCCGAUAUCAUUAUGCAGCUGGACGAUGUGAUUGCGACGACGUCGCCCGACCAUGCGCGGAUUGAGGAAGCCAUGGAACGCUCUGUCCGGUGGCUUGACCGAUGCAUUGAAGCGCAUAAAAAUCCUGAAACACAAAAUCUGUUCUGCAUUAUCCAAGGAGGUCUUGAUUUGGAACUACGAAAGAAGUGCUGUGCUGAGAUGGUGGCGCGAGAUACCCCCGGAAUCGCCAUUGGAGGACUGUCCGGUGGGGAAGCGAAAGAGGAGUUCUGCAAAGUGGUUGAUACUUGCACAGACCUUCUUCCGGAGUAUAAGCCGCGAUAUGUGAUGGGAGUGGGCUACCCUGAAGAUCUGAUUGUAGGAGUCGCCCUUGGCGCGGACAUGUUUGACUGCGUCUGGCCGACAAGAACCGCUCGAUUUGGAAAUGCUGUAGUCUCUACGGGAACCCUUAAUCUUCGAAACGCCGCGUUCGCAUGCGACUUCAGCCCUGUAGAAGAAGGAUGCACCUGUGCUACUUGUAGGCCCCGGGAGCAGGGAGGCCUGGGAAUCACACGGGCAUAUAUUCACCAUCUGGCGGCCAAAGAGACUGCGGGAGCUCAUCUGAGGGAAACGAAAUCCAUUAAAAUGCCGACCACGUCGACUGAACCCGAACCCCCGCGCGGCACGCACAACCCCGCGCACGAAGAACACCAAUACCUCCAAUUAAUCCGGCAAAUCCUCGCCGAGGGCGAGCACCGCCCAGACCGCACGGGAACAGGCACGCGCUCGCUUUUCGCGCCGACGCCGAUGCGAUUUUCGCUCUCGAAACCGGCGCCGAAGCCCGAGCAGAGCAAGGGAGAAGAAGAAGAAGAAGAAGAAGAAGAAGGAGACAAGCGCAUCGCGAUCCUCCCCCUCCUCACCACAAAACGCGUCUUCCUCCGCGCCGUCCUGGGCGAACUCCUCUGGUUCAUCUCCGGCUGCACCUCGUCGCUCCCGCUUUCCGCGGCCGGGAUCAAGAUCUGGGACGGCAACGGGAGCCGCGAGUUCCUGGAUCGCGUUGGGCUGGCGCACCGGGCCGAGGGCGACCUGGGCCCCGUGUACGGGUUCCAGUGGCGGCAUUUCGGGGCGGAGUACGUGGACGCGCAGACCGAUUACACGGGCCUGGGCGUCGACCAGCUGGCCGAGGUCGUGCGCAAGCUCAAAGAAACCCCGUUCGACCGCCGCAUCAUCCUGUCGGCGUGGAACCCGGCGGAUCUGGCGAAGAUGGCGCUCCCGCCGUGCCAUAUGUUUGCGCAGUUCUAUGUCUCUUACCCGCGGGGCGCGGGCGCGGGCAAGAAAGGCGAGCUCAGUUGCUUGCUGUACCAGCGGAGUUGCGAUAUGGGGCUCGGCGUGCCGUUUAAUAUUGCGUCGUAUGCGCUGCUGACGCAUAUCUUGGCCCACGCGGCGGAUCUGCAUCCGGGGACGCUGGUGCAUACGAUGGGGGAUGCGCAUGUUUAUUUGGAUCAUGUCGAGGCGCUGCAGGAACAGGUUGCGAGGGAGCCGACGGAGUUUCCGGAGUUGAGGAUUAAGCGGGGGGAUCGGGGGAGUGGGGUUGUGGAUGGGUGGAAGGAGGAGGAGUUUGAGGUGCUUGGGUAUCAGCCUCAUAAGGCGAUUAAGAUGAAGAUGAGUGUUUGAAUCCUGCGGUUCAAGAUGCACACAACAUAUCCACAUAUACAAUUUCUACAGAUAUAGCUUUUUAUGAGAUGAUAGUAAGAAACAAAUGAUAUUCACGCUAAACCUC